AUCCAAUAGGUUUCAGUUGUCGAUCAGUUCCCGUGAAUGUACUUGCACUUCGCUUGCGCGUGAUACUUAUUUUCGUCGGCCGUUUUUACAUAUUCACUUGAGAGGAGAGUUUAGGUAAAUCGAACUCGCAAGACUUGCAGCCACGAGAGAGGAAUUAUAUGUACUAUUCCACUGUAUAAUACGAAACUGAUCUUUCCCAGUACAUAAUUAGCCAGUGUCGAGCCGUUAUUACGAUCGCAGCAUGGCUAUGCAGCCUUCCAGCAGCGCCGUUAGAGCAUUGUCCUUAGAGUACCGAGGCCUCCAGGAGGAACCUGUCGAGGGCUUUUGUGUCAAACUCGUCAACGAGGACAACCUCUUCGAGUGGGAGGUCGCCAUAUUCGGACCACCUGACACACUUUACCAAGGAGGAUAUUUUAAGGCACAUGUCAAGUUUCCUCCUGAUUACCCCUACUCGCCGCCCUCCGUCCGGUUCUUGACCAAAGUGUGGCAUCCCAAUGUAUAUGAGAAUGGAGACCUUUGCAUUUCCAUCCUUCAUCCUCCAGUAGAUGACCCCCAGAGUGGCGAGCUUCCCUGUGAACGUUGGAAUCCUACUCAGAAUGUGCGUACAGUAUUGCUGUCAGUGAUAUCCUUACUGAAUGAACCAAACACGUACUCUCCUGCCAAUGUAGAUGCCUCAGUUAUGUAUCGCCGUUGGAGGGAUUCCAAAGGCAAAGACAAAGAAUAUGAAAAUAUUAUCAGGAAACAAGUAUUAUCAUCCCGUACUGAAGCUGAAAGAGACGGUGUUGUUGUUCCAAUGACUUUAGAAGACUAUUGUAUAAAGACUAAAGUAAAACCGGAUACAGAGCCUGUUGAUAUGGCUGAUUUUUACGAUGAUGAUUAUGAUAUCGAUGAUGAUGAUGAGGAUGAUGACGAGAAUCUCUCAGAUAAUGAAAUUGAUGAUGGUGAUGACAGCGGCAACGGUGAAUCGUGAUAGGCUCGUGCGUUCACUGCGAAUGAUAUUCAUGACCCCGAAUGCUUAUGUAUAAUAGAAUUACAUAGAAAAACCAACAAAUUUAGUAACUAGUUGAAAGUGCGCUAAUUAAUGACCAUUGAAAAUUAGAUCUUUUUCAAAGUAACUGACUAUGUCAGAAUCUUAAGAAUUCGGGCAGGAUUGAAGUGUGAGGUAAACUCUUCACCUGUACACACACUAUACAUGCAUGCAAAUUUACACAAACAUGAGCCCCCAAUUACACAUGGACACAGUCAUGUUGACACUUGCAUGCAUACAUGAAUGCAUACACUAACCCAGAUUCAUCAUUCUUCUACAUUCAUGCUUUACAACACACACUCCAUGCACCUACAUUAACAUACAAUGGAAGAUAUGCACACAUUUGCACAUGCAGUUUACAUAUCGGAACAUGAUCAUAGCCACGUUAGCCCCAUUGCAUCUUUUGAAUCUUUGCAUUAUUAUGCAACUCCUUAUUAUUAUGUAUGUGACCAUUAUAAGACUUAUAUCCUGAAAAUGCCUCCAUUUGCAUCUUCACAACAGUAGCAUUCAUCCUCAAAUAUGUCACUCUAUAUUUGAUGUUGAAUACCCACGAACCACCCACACUUCAGGCAACCUGUGUGCAUGGUAGAAAGAGAGAGAGAGAGAAAGAGAGAGAUUGACAUCAACUCCACCAGAUCGGUGACUUUAGUUCCUUCUAAUGAAAGCACUUGAAGGUUGAGUGAAAGUAUGUGUGAAUGUUUAAUGUGAUGGAAGCUCUGUUCUCUUUUUUUUCUUGGGGGGAGGGGAAGUAGUUUAGUACAUUGCAGAUAUUUAUUUCAAGAUGGUAAGUGCUAUAUUUUACAAGUUAAUAUGAAUUAUUUUUAUUACAAAUGAAGCUGUAUUACCAUAGCUUAGAUAAUGUUGCUGUAUGCUGUACAGUGUGAUGAUAGUAAGAUAACUUCACAUCAACAAGGAGUUUCAUUCUUUAUAGUUUUUGGUUCAUUCUGACAAUAAUAUACAAAAAAAACUUGUAGCUCUUUUUAUUCAUUUUUCUGGUGGGAAAUACAGCACAUUUGAGGACUGGAGAUACUAGAAAUAUGGGAUUAAAAGUGCAUGCUUUUUUUAUCAUGGAUUCACCAUUACAAAUGGUGUCUAUAACGUGAAUAUCAAUAAUGACUGAGCUUAUAUACAGUGCACGUGGAGAGGUUCACAGUGAAUGUGAAAUGGGAUAUUCCAAAAUUUCAUAAUCAGUGAAAUUAUAAUGUGGAUCAUUAUUUUUCUUAUAAUGAGAAUUAAAAUUUUUCACUUGUUCUAGAGUUGGCCAGUUGGUUGUUGGACACAGUUUGAAAAGGAGCUUCAUUAGAAACUUUUUCAUAUCCAUUAUUGCCCUUUUUUAUAGCAAAUUUGUUUUGGAUAGUUAAUUACUUGACUAUAUUAAUCACACUAUUAAGAGAUUCAGUUUUGGCUUGAUAGAGGAAGAGAGGAGUGCGUUCUGAGUGUGUAAGUAAUGAAUAUAAGGAAAUUAUAUGUAAGUUAAAGAGAGUGAGUGAGUUGUAUGCUUCAUUUUCACAAAUAUUAAUUCCAUCCAAACUGAGGGAUUUAUAUACCCAGUAUGUACGUUUACGAAAUAUGUCUUGGAUCUAUAAAGUUAAGAUGCAUUGACUUCUUCCUUUUGACUUUGGUCGCAGGCAGAUCUCUGCUGUUAAUAUCGAUAUUAUAUCAGGAUGAAUCUAGCAAUCAGUGAUCACAUUUGAAUUCAAAUUUGAUUUUUCAAGUUUGAUUUAAAGUGGUGGGCUAGUUAGUGAGGUGGAAGUAAUAGUAUAUUGCCUCAAGGAUUCAUUGUACAUAUCUCAUUGUCAUAUAAUCAAUCACCUUUUCUGUGGACUAAAGAUAGGAGGUAUGAUGUUAUGUUAAAUGGUGGAAAAGGUUAGGUACCCAUCUACGUACUCUUAGUCUAUUAAGUGCCACACUUGGAAUAGUAGAAGUAAAAGAAAACAAAGAAACUUGGUAACAAAAGAUUUGGGGGGUGUAAAGAUUUCAAGGUGAUGAUUAUGAUUCUCCCCCAUCUUCCUUCCCCUCCUCCUCUUUUCCUUCAUCUUUCCAUGUAUUGCCUCCUCUUCCUUGAAUAGGCUGAUAUUUGCUCAUUUCUGUUGAUUUUAAUCUCAUUUGUGCUUUUGUAUUAUAGCUUCACUAGCUUCACUUGUAAAACUCAUUGAUAAUACUCCAUGAUUGCUGGAGUAUCCUGUUGCAUAUGUGGAUGUUUUCUAUUAAUAUUUUUUAGCUGAAGCUGAAUUAUGGUAUUUUUGUAUAGUCCUUUGAUAGGAAGAUAUAUUCUCAAAUGGCACUUAACAGCGACUUCUCACAUCAAAAGGAAUCAACCAGUUUUUUUUCAGAGGAUUAAUGUUAUCAGACAACUUCGAAGAAAAUUUUAGUUUGUAGUGGUGGUAUUUUAAGUUGUGAUAAAAUGCUGUAUUGUACUUAUCAUGUAAUGACAGCAUUCAAAGUAAUGUCCAUUAUAAGAGUAUCAUUUAAGUCGCUAAACUUAAUGUCCCUCAUCAAAAUGCUGUUAAAGGAGUUGGGUACAGAUAAUGCACUUUUGUAUGGUUAUUGUAAGGACUGCAGGCUUCAUUUAGUGUAAUAAAGAUAUUGUUAUGAA
Macrobrachium nipponense is the source of this 3623-nucleotide messenger RNA. Its product is annotated as ubiquitin-conjugating enzyme E2 R2-like. The record is from RefSeq and is a predicted model, not a curated record. Gene Ontology annotation, molecular function: ubiquitin conjugating enzyme activity. Gene Ontology annotation, biological process: ubiquitin-dependent protein catabolic process; protein polyubiquitination. Lineage: Eukaryota; Metazoa; Arthropoda; Malacostraca; Decapoda; Palaemonidae. The transcript has 6 exons. Bases 242 to 970 code for a protein of 242 amino acids.